UUUAAACUUUACAACUUUUAUUGCUUGUGUUUAUUUAAAUUAUAAAAUUUGGUUCAUCUUGUAAGUUACAAGUAGAGUGCCGCAUUAAACAAUCCCUUGUCUUGUAAAUCAUACUAAUUAAUGUCUUCGAUUUGAAAUACAUACACCAAAACAUCGUAAUAUUUUUGUAUGAUGAUCAAGACUAGCUACUUAAAUACGUUACUCAACCUAUGCACCAAAAAAGAAAUAGAUGAAAAAAAAAAAAAGAGUAUAUAUACCCCUAUGCUAGUCCAUGAAAACAAGCAAAAAAAACAUGGAGGAAUAUAUGAAGAUGUUCUUAGAGAAGACAAGUUUUUAUAAUGAGAUAGUGUUACCUAAGAAACUUUUUUCUUUAUUACCACAUUUUCUGAGCUCUUGGCUUCGAACAACACUUUGUGCAUUUGUGAUCUAUCCAAUAGCUGCAUUUUUCUGCCUCGACUUUUGGAAACGCUAUGUUUCUUCCUCUAAAGAAACGAUGCCUUCAAAAAGAGCUAUGAUAUCACAAGCAAUUGGAGCUCUAAUAUCGAUUCCAGUUAACACAUUGUUUUCGACGAUGUUUGAGUGGAUGAUUGAAAAUGGUUGGUCAAGAUGUUACCCUCGGAUUAGUGAUGUGGGCUGGCAAUCUUAUGUGUUACAUACACUUACAUAUCUUUUUGCUGUGGAAUUUGGGAUUUAUUGGGCUCAUAGAUUAUUACAUGAGAUCAAGCCAAUUUACAAGUAUAUUCAUGCACCUCAUCAUCGUUAUAGCAAGGAAAUCGCGCUUUCUCCUUUUGCAGGUUGGUCUGGUCACCCGUUGGAUGGAGCAAUACAAGAAACUCCUUAUGGUUUAAUACUAAUGUUUAUGCCUAUUCAUUUCACUACUUUAUUGGCGCUUUUUCUUGUCGAAGCAGUAUGGGGUAUUAUAAUACAUGACAGAAGCGACGCGAAAGGUUGGCCUAUUAUGGGUUCUAAUUAUCAUACCAUUCACCAUACGUCGGGCCAUCAUAAUUAUGGUAAUUAUACUAUUUUAAUGGAUUGGUUAUUUGGAACCCUUCGUCACCCUAAGAGUACUACCAAUGGUAUUAAAGUCCAAUGAUUAAAUUAUUGACCUGUAAUAUCACGAAAGUAAAAAUUUAUAAAUAAGACCGUCUUACUAUUAUAAGACCAACUUGUAGAUGGGUUGUGCCAAGAGGCGAGAGAAAUUGGAAAGGAUACACAUGCUUGCAAUAACUCACGAAAGUGAUCUUAUAAUGCUAAACCUUUUUGUCAAAUGAUUUUCACGCUUAUUGAUUCUUCUUGUAGUUUUAAAAUUAAAUAGUGUAGAUCAAUUUGUUG
Molecule: messenger RNA, 1332 nt
Organism: Chenopodium quinoa (quinoa)
Lineage: Eukaryota; Viridiplantae; Streptophyta; Magnoliopsida; Caryophyllales; Amaranthaceae
Product: delta(7)-sterol-C5(6)-desaturase-like
Exons: 3
Coding region: 272-1093 (273 amino acids)
Biological process (GO): lipid biosynthetic process
Molecular function (GO): oxidoreductase activity; iron ion binding
Source: RefSeq, a predicted model, not a curated record